AUGACCAUGUCCAUUAAAUAGAGGUCUCAUAAUGGCACAUAUCUAAAGGCAACUGGUGAUUAUAUUUACGACCUAACCUCUAUGAUUUGUUCACGAGGACUUUGAAGUCGGAUUCGUGAAGAGGGGUAUGAUCUAUUCGAGAUGUGGAUUAUUUCGACUUGAGAUAACACAACUCCGUGAGUACUCAUAUCUUUUAAUGUUAGACACUCACAGCAUUCUGUACAGAAAAGACGAUGCCCCAUGAUGAAGAUGUCACCAAGAUAUGUUCCAGUAUACGUAUGAUGCUUGUGAGGGACGGGCACAAUCCUCGUGUCGUCCCUGUAUGUAUAGUGACCUGACCUGCGCCAUUACUCACAUCCCAGCUGACUUGAUGCUGGUGUAAGACACAUCCUACAACACACCAUAACAUGAGGCGAUCGCGGCGUCGCGUGGUCAAGGCUUUUGUGUUAUGUAUGUUGUUGUUAUUUUUAUAUAUCACCAGAUCAUUGGUGCAAACUGUUGAUUACCAAUUUUCAAAAGAUUCCAGUAUCGUUGCGAAUAUAUUUGGCCAAAGUGACGUGAAAGCUGCGUACAAACCGGAUGAAAUCGAUGCGGUAGUAAAAGGUGUUGAUAGGAAUACAGGCAAUAUGCAAGUUGCUGGACCGAGGAAGUAUGUGAAUCACACAGGUAUCAAGCACAGGGGACAUGGGAAUAUAUCCACCCUUGGAACAGCUAUAGAAACAGUGGUUAAAAACAUCCAGAAACAUGUACCACCGGAUAGGGUGGAAGACCAGCAGAAACACGUACCAUCUGACAGGGUGGCAGGGCAACAGAAUCAUAACCCAUACGAUGAGGAGUAUUAUGUGGAGGAGUACGGAGGAGAAGACAGUGAUGUAACGUAUCCGCCGUUCGUGGAGCACAGUCCGGAGGAUGGUCCAGGUGAAUGGGGAAAUGCUGUUCACUACAAGUCUACUGGGAAGGAGUACCAUGAGGAUGCUGAAGGAAGGAGGAGAAACAGCUUCAACCAGUUGGUGAGCGAUCGCAUCUCAGUACGACGGCGUCUACCAGAUAACAGGCAGGAGGAAUGCAAGUCACGUGUGUAUCCAGUCGAUCUACCUCCAGCUAGUGUCAUCAUCUGCUUCCACAACGAGGCUUGGUCCACCCUCCUGAGAUCUGUUCACAGCGUCCUUGACCGCUCCCCUGCACAUCUAAUAAAAGAAAUAGUUCUAGUUGACGAUGCAUCAACUCAAGAUCACCUCAUGGCGCCUUUGAAAAAAUACAUGACAAAACUGGGAAAGGUGAAGAUUGUCAGACUCAGGAAACAGCGAGGCCUAAUAAGGGCGAGACUCAUUGGAAAUGAAGUGGCUGCUGGACCAGUACUGGUGUUUCUCGACUCUCAUAUAGAAUGUUUUCCAGGUUGGUUAGAGCCACAACUCGAUCGUAUCAGGACGAACCCGAGGAAUGUCCCCUUUCCACAUAUCCAUGUUAUAAGCUCGGAGAACUUCGGGACGGGCAUGACGAGCAAGUUGAGGCACUUUGGGGUAUUUAACUGGAAGAUGCUUCUCUUCAACUGGGGGAAUAUCAGCAACAAGAGUAGGAGCCAGAUGACGUCACCUGUUGGUCCAAUUAGAUCCCCUACAAUGCCUGGUGGAUUGUUUGCUAUAGACAAACAGUGGUUCACAACUCUGGGAACGUAUGACCCGGGACUCUUGUACUGGGGUGGAGAGAACAUAGAACUCUCUUUCAAAACAUGGAUGUGUAACGGAACUCUGGAGCUCCUUCCUUGUUCGCACGUGGGGCACAUCUUCCGUAGUAAGAAUCCGGUGAAGUGGGAGGGAGGCGGGAACCCUAUCUUGACCAACUCCAUGAGAGUUGCAGAAGUCUGGCUCGAUGAAUACAAGUACUUGUUCUACGAACAAACCUCACUGCUCCAGGGAUUACACAACUAUGGUGACAUUACUGACCGGAAGAAACUGCGGGACAGUCUUCAUUGUCAUGACUUCCGCUGGUAUAUAGAAAAUGUCUACCCGGAGUGUCCGUUUCCGGGACUAUUUAAUGUGGGAGAGGUUCGCAGCAUUUCCAACCCAACGCUGUGUCUAGAUUCUGCAGGAAGGAGAACCCCAGCCCUCGUCCCUUGUCACGGGAUUGGCGGGAACCAGUACUGGCAGCUGCUCCCCUCUGGAAAGCUGCAGGGUUCCAAUGAUCAGCGACUUUGUAUCAAGUCCGGCGAGCUAAUACAAGACAAGUGCUUCCACGACAGCAUUGGGAAGUGGACAUACACGGAAGACAGGAGCCUCCAGCUUAGUGCGUUAAAUGUCUGCUUAACAGUUGGAGACCGUUCCAACAUUGUGAUGAAAACCUGCAACGGGAAGACGAAUCAGAAAUGGGCCUUUGGAAAAUCUAAAUUUAGGCUUAAAAAUCGAUAGCGUAAUCAAUAAUAAUAAGAUAGAUGUCUUGUCAAUAACCUAGUUAUGGGUUUCCUGGAAUGUAUGUUUUUUUAUAUGUAAUAAAGUGAAAUCGGGUGUG
Haliotis rufescens (red abalone) is the source of this 2505-nucleotide messenger RNA. Its product is annotated as polypeptide N-acetylgalactosaminyltransferase 5-like. Lineage: Eukaryota; Metazoa; Mollusca; Gastropoda; Lepetellida; Haliotidae. The transcript has 11 exons. The record is from RefSeq and is a predicted model, not a curated record. Gene Ontology annotation, cellular component: Golgi apparatus. Bases 408 to 2405 code for a protein of 665 amino acids.